ACGGCAGCAUCCACGCUUAUUAUCACGCUGGGUUUUUCCUCAUCCAAGCCUCGAUCCAAGCACCACGCAAACGCAUGGGUAUUUCGUCUCUGCCAGCGCAUCUGAAAGACGGGAGGAAAUUGGCCGGCCAAAUGGAACCGCACUAAACACAUGUUCGCGCUAGCGCCUAGAACAGUCACAUUUAAAAUGCAGAGUCUUGCGGCUAAAAUCGGAAUCUUGGUCGUGUUUGUAGGUUUUUUAGGGAGUGUAGCUCCUCAAAACCCAUUGCAAAUUAUGGUUUCAGAGAUUCGCCCAUCUUUCAGCGAAGGGCUGAAGCACCUUGAGAAUUUGUUUGACUUGUUCCAUCUCACUCUGACUGGAACAGAGUCCGAAAUGGAAGCCCCCAGUAGUAAGGAGGAAAUACAGUUAGCUAUUCGCCAGACCCACGAUUCUUUUUCGGAAACCGAGAGGAUCACAGCCAAGCAUCAGAGACUCUAUGACGAAAAGUUUCUUUCUCUGACUUACAACAUUUCUGCCCUUGAAGUCAACAUUAAUCAACAAGAGACUGAGCUUGCGCAAUUGAAACGAGAAGAGGGAAAAAAGCAAGUCGAAUCCGCCAAACUAGUCGUGAAAAACGUCUUUUCAUUCAGGAGAGGCAUUAACAGAGAACUUUUAGCUAAAAUUAUGGCGAUAAAAGCAACAGUGAAAGAGAUUGUUGAUCGUCACAAUUCAAUGGCGGCAUCCAUAUCGAGUUUGAAAUCGAAUUUGAUUUCUUCUCGCUCCGAACUCAACAGGCUGAGAGAUGAAAGUUCGUUAAUUGGAAGCUUGGGCUCCAAAAUCAGAUCCAUCACCACGUUUUUGACUCUACUUCAUGGAAAAGUGAAUGUCAUGUCUAACACGCAGCAGUGGAGAUACGAGUUUGAACCCUUGCUGUUAUCCAUUGACGAUUUAAUCACAUUUCUUCAAAGACGUGAAGAUCUGAUGACGUCACUGGCGGACAAGCACAUCGUGAAUAAAAUCCGAGAUAAAUAUUUUUAAAAUUAACGAGGUUUUUUUACUGGCAGUUAUUUUAA
Molecule: messenger RNA, 1052 nt
Organism: Daphnia pulicaria
Lineage: Eukaryota; Metazoa; Arthropoda; Branchiopoda; Diplostraca; Daphniidae
Exons: 3
Coding region: 151-1017 (288 amino acids)
Source: RefSeq, a predicted model, not a curated record